Messenger RNA from Ostertagia ostertagi, 402 nucleotides. The record is from the annotation of a GenBank genome assembly. Lineage: Eukaryota; Metazoa; Nematoda; Chromadorea; Rhabditida; Trichostrongylidae.
AUGGACGUUGUAUUUGCAGUUGACACUAGAAAUAUGGCUAAAGCUACAUUCCACAACGUUAUGAAGGCAAUAUCACAAUUUGCGAACAAGGUCGACCUCUCUCCUGAUGUGACCCGAUUCGGAUUGGUCUAUGGAAGCAAGGAAAUUGUUGUUCCUUUGACUCUGGGUGGAUAUCAAGAGAAAGAGCAUAUGAGGGAACAGAUGCGGCGUAUCGCUUUCACAGAAGAUUCAUCCAGUGAUGUAGUUUCGAUAUAUGAUCCGGUGAAGCAACAAUUUGAUAUGUUUCCUCGGUUGGAUUCCUCAAAAAUUGCCAUCGUGAUAGGACACCAACUGACCAGAAGGAUGGACUUGACUGGAAAGUCCAUCUGGGUGUGCGAUGGGUAUACCGGGAUAGCAUUCUAG